Mirounga angustirostris (Northern elephant seal) is the source of this 6492-nucleotide messenger RNA. RefSeq names its product thyroid stimulating hormone receptor (gene TSHR). NCBI's taxonomy places the organism in Eukaryota, Metazoa, Chordata, Mammalia, Carnivora, Phocidae. The record is from RefSeq and is a predicted model, not a curated record. Gene Ontology annotation, cellular component: plasma membrane. Gene Ontology annotation, molecular function: thyroid-stimulating hormone receptor activity; protein binding; G protein-coupled peptide receptor activity. Bases 731 to 3025 code for a protein of 764 amino acids. Gene Ontology annotation, biological process: activation of adenylate cyclase activity; hormone-mediated signaling pathway; adenylate cyclase-activating G protein-coupled receptor signaling pathway. The transcript has 11 exons.
UUGGGGGAUGGUGGGGGGGGAGGGGGGCAGAAUAUGGCUCAAUAAAAUUCCUGGGCAGACCAGAACUGACUCGUCAACUUCAAAUCCUACGGCAAAGCCGGUUUCAGAGUUCUGAUCAGGGCUCGGAAGUGUUCCUGCAGUCCCUGUUCUCCGCAGCAGAUGGCCCCAGAGCGCAGUUCCUGACCUGCCUCGCGGAGUCCUCCGCUGCCCUAGGAGCCCCGCGCCGCCCGGCGACUCCGCGCGGCGACUGCUGUGUUCGUGGCGGCUCGCGCCCAGCGGUCCCGGUUUGCGCUAAACUCGGCGGGCAGCGAGGACCCGCCCGGGGUGUUGCGCCCGGCUGCGGCCGCACUCCGGCUGGCCAGCGAGGUGCGCCCGCCUCCGACUCCCCGCAGAGGCUUCUUAGGUUCGGGAGAAGCUGAAGUUCUGCAGGAUCCCCGUCCGCCCUGGGACAGUCCAGCCGCGGGGACUUUCUCUGGUUGGAGUGCGUGCAGGUGGUCCCGGCUCCCCACCGGAAAACGUGGACCACUGGGUUUAGGGACAAGGCAGCGUCUAAAGUAGGCUUUGGAGAGAACUCCUGGCAGAAGCGCGCGGGGCAGGUUAGAAAGCAGAAGGGACAGCCCGGACUGGUGUUGAGUGUCGGGAACCGACGGAGCGGGCCUGCGGGAACCCAAAGCGCAGAGGGCCCAGAGGAUCGUGGAGAAUGAAGAAAUAGCCUUGGGACCCUUGGAAAAUGAGGCCAACGCCCCUUCUGCAGCUGGCGCUGCUUCUCGCCCUGCCCAGGACCCUGGGGGGGAAAGGGUGUCCGUCUCCCCCCUGCGAGUGCCACCAGGAGGAUGACUUCAGAGUCACCUGCAAGGAUAUCCACCGCAUCCCCAGUCUCCCGCCCAGCACGCAGACUCUGAAGUUUACAGAAACUCAUCUGAAAACCAUUCCCAGUCUUGCAUUUUCAAAUCUGCCCAAUAUUUCCAGGAUCUACUUGUCAAUAGAUGCAACUCUGCAGCGGCUGGAAUCACAUUCCUUCUACAAUUUGAGUAAAAUGACCCACAUAGAGAUUCGGAACACCAGAAGCUUAACUUCCAUAGACCCUGAUGCCCUAAAAGAGCUCCCUCUCUUGAAGUUCCUUGGCAUUUUCAACACUGGACUUGGAGUAUUCCCUGACCUGACCAAAGUUUAUUCCACUGAUGUCUUUUUUAUACUGGAAAUCACAGACAACCCUUACAUGACUUCCAUCCCUGCCAACGCUUUCCAGGGGCUGUGCAAUGAAACCCUGACACUGAAACUAUACAACAAUGGCUUUACUUCAAUUCAAGGACAUGCUUUCAAUGGGACAAAGCUGGAUGCUGUUUACCUGAACAAGAAUAAAUACUUGACAGCUAUUGACAAAGAUGCAUUUGGAGGAGUGCACAGUGGACCAACCUUGCUGGACGUCUCUUACACCAGCGUCGCUGCCCUGCCAUCCAAAGGCCUAGAGCACCUGAAGGAAUUGAUAGCAAGAAACACGUGGACUCUAAAGAAGCUUCCACUUUCCUUGAGUUUCCUUCACCUCACACGGGCUGACCUUUCUUAUCCGAGCCACUGCUGUGCUUUUAAGAAUCAGAAGAAAAUCAGAGGAAUCCUUGAGUCCUUAAUGUGUAAUGAGAGCAGUAUUCGGAGCCUGCGUCAGAGAAAAUCUGUGAAUGCUUUGAAUGGCCCCUUUGACCAGGAGUACGAGGAGUAUCUGGGUGACAGCCAUGCUGGGUACAAGGACAACUCCAAGUUCCAGGAUACCCACAGCAACUCUCAUUAUUAUGUCUUCUUUGAAGAACAAGAAGAUGAGAUCCUCGGUUUUGGCCAGGAGCUAAAAAACCCACAGGAAGAGACCCUACAGGCCUUUGAUAGCCAUUAUGACUACACUGUGUGUGGGGGCAAUGAAGACAUGGUGUGUACUCCCAAGUCAGAUGAGUUCAACCCCUGUGAAGACAUAAUGGGCUACAACUUCCUGAGAAUCAUGGUGUGGUUUGUUAGUCUGCUGGCUCUCCUGGGCAAUGUCUUUGUCCUGAUCAUCCUCCUCACCAGCCACUACAAACUCACUGUCCCACGCUUUCUCAUAUGCAACUUGGCCUUUGCAGAUUUCUGCAUGGGGAUGUAUCUGCUCCUCAUCGCCUCCGUAGACCUCUACACUCAUUCUGAGUACUACAACCAUGCCAUCGACUGGCAGACAGGCCCGGGGUGUAACACAGCUGGUUUCUUCACUGUCUUUGCCAGUGAAUUGUCAGUGUAUACACUGACAGUCAUCACCCUGGAGCGCUGGUACGCCAUUACCUUCGCCAUGCGCCUGGACCGGAAAAUCCGCCUCAGGCAUGCAUAUGCCAUCAUGGUUGGGGGCUGGGUUUGCUGCUUCCUGCUUGCCCUGCUCCCUUUGGUGGGAAUAAGCAGCUACGCCAAGGUCAGCAUCUGCCUGCCCAUGGACACUGAGACACCUCUUGCCCUGGCAUAUAUUAUCCUUGUUCUGUUGCUCAACAUAGUUGCCUUUAUCAUCGUCUGCUCCUGUUAUGUGAAGAUCUACAUCACAGUCCGAAAUCCCCAGUACAACCCAGGGGACAAAGACACCAAAACUGCCAAAAGGAUGGCUGUGUUGAUCUUCACUGACUUCAUGUGCAUGGCCCCAAUCUCAUUCUAUGCUUUGUCAGCACUGAUGAACAAGCCUCUCAUCACCGUUACCAACUCCAAAAUCUUGCUGGUUCUCUUCUAUCCACUUAACUCCUGUGCCAAUCCAUUUCUCUAUGCUAUUUUCACGAAGGCCUUUCAAAGGGAUGUAUUCAUCCUGCUUAGCAAGUUUGGCAUCUGUAAACGUCAGGCCCAGGCAUACCGGGGCCAGAGGGUUUCUCCAAAGAACAGCACUGGCAUUCAGGUCCAAAAGGUUACCCGGGACAUGAGGCAAAGUCUCCCCAACAUGCAGGAUGACUAUGAACUGCUUGAAAACUCCCACCUAACCCCAAAUAAGCAGGGCCAAAUCCCAAAAGAGUAUAACCAAACAGUUUUGUAAGCUGACCCUACACUACUCACAGUGGUAGGGGGACUUCUAAAAUGCUGGUUUCUUGAACAUGUAUUCCAAACCCAUUAUAUACACGAGACAGCUGACCUAACCCUUGUGCAGGUGAUGUCUCAUGGGGCAAAAGUUCAUCUCUGGAGAGGCGAUAGCAUUACCACUUAAUCAUUACCUCCCAGAAGGAAGAGAGGCUACCAGCACAUCUGAAUCCCAGGUGAUAUCAAAAUAACUGACACUUUCUAGAAAACUUGCUUGAUGCUAACCGCAGUGACGUUGUGUAAGAUGCGCAACAGAGAUCAACUGAACCAGAUCAACGCUGAGCUUCUCACUUAUAGAUAGCAUUUCAUACUAUAAAGAUUCAGCAAAUGGCAAAUGCUAUUAACUUAGUUGGUGACCACAAUAUAAAAUUAGCCCCAUGUUGGCUUGGUCCCCCUUCAUGUUCCUGGAUACAACCAAAGACAAUGUGAAUUCCUCAAAACUGAAAAGUCCAACAGGAUACAUGCAUGGAGCAGCUAUUAUGAGGUGAAGGAGGGGAAAGGCUUAGCUUUGAGUUGUUUUUUUCAGACUCUGAAACUAUUAAUCAUCUCUUCACAAGGAUCUACCUGAUGUGACCCAACUAUUAUGUGUUGCCCAGAAAAAAAAAAAAAAAAAAAAAAAACUGGCAAGAUUUCAGCUUAUGUGGCUGAGCAAACUAAGAAUUGUUCUUCUUGGCUGGUCUCAUAGCAGAAAAGACAUGAACUCUAGAACUAUUUCUAAGUAGCAGCAAGUGGGAAUUAUGAGCAGAGCACACUAAAUCACCCAUUGAUUAAUAAAGCAGGCUGGACACAAGGUAACUGUUAGCCCUUGGGCAAAUCACGGGGCCACUUCUAAAUCUAGAAAUGAAAGAGCUUGAUGGCCUCUUCCAGUUUUAAAACUCCAUGUAUAUCCCUUUCCCUUAAAACAUGUUUCCAUGACCAAAAAGAAAAGCACGAAGAAAGAAGGAUCUGUUUUUCCUAUCUUGUAGGACCACCAUCUUUUUCUCUUUGGAGCCUAGACAUAUGACCCAGGAAAUUUCUUCUUUGUUUACUUUUUGGUUAUGAUGUCUCAACCAUACUGGGCUGGAUCUGAAUCACUCAUUGAAUUACUAGAUCUACACAGCUACAAUUAUCAGGCCAAAAAGAGAUUGGUAUUCAUAUAAUAGAAUAGAAUAAAAUGUGGUUUUGCAAAUUUUGGUUAUUCAGAGUUACUACAGUUACUACUUCACUGUGAAGAUUCACUUGAAAACAUUUAACUUGUCUUCAGGGAUUGGUUUCUUUACUGAUUUGUUUCCAACCCACAGUAGGUACUAAAGCUAUCAAACACUCAAGGAAAGCAAUACUAAAGCUAUCAAGAGAAGUUUCUUCUCUCUGAAACUGCUAGCUCUUUCCAACCUGUUGAUCAUUGGACAUAAUUUCUAUUCCCCAACAGUACUCCCUUACUUAAAAUGGUUAGGAUCAAUCUUUAUCCACAGAUGUACUCUUCAGAUUUUCUGUCAAAACAGCCCCUUAAUUUCAUCCCAAACAGAGAUGGCAUUUGCUUCUCAGUGUUCAUGAAGCACACCAAGGAAUUCAAAGCUUUUGUUGUGUUAAGUCUGUGGAGUAGGGUUAGUGGGCCCAAUGGGCCCCCAGAGAUGGUCCCCCUUACUCCCCUAGGAUAUCCCCAUAGCAAUACCCAUUUCUGAUUAUCAUUGAGACUUGGACAUCUUCAUAGAAAUAUCAUACACAGUUAAAAAAAAAAAGAAAUACAUAGUUGAAAUCAUGACUUAUCCACUAGUUCACUUGUAACUAAUGAAACUAAACAGUUGUGUUACCUUUUGACAUGUGUUUCUCACCUGUGCCAUUUUGAAAUAGUACAUCCUGAUAAUGUGUUUUAUCUUGAGUAGUUGAAAUAACACUUUGGAAACAAUCCUAGAAAAGUAACUUCAACACAAUUAUUACUAAAAUUUGCAUUCAGAGAAGUAACUUCAACACAAUUAUUACUAAAAUUUGCAUUCAAACAUGAAAUAAAUUUUCUUCCUAUGAAAUGAUUGUGCUGAGUCUGAUAGUGAUGCUUUUCUAAUUUGUGAGCUUCUUUUAGGGUCACCAUUAUCUGUGUUACAACUCAAGACAGGAAAAAAACAAUUGGCAAAUUUGCUACUGAAUUCAUAUCAGUAAAUAAAUCGUUGACUAUCGAUAACUUAAGUAUAAAAUUGUAUCUUGAUUAUAAAUGGUCUUUAUGUGAAAAACCUACUCAUGAUUAGAUGAAUUAUGAUCCAUUGACAGGUAGUGAUGGCUAAGAGAAAAAAUAUGAUUAGUAUUGACAUUAGGAAUUUAAAUAGUGGUCUAAUGAAGAUGAUAAAUCUAUAAUACUUGGUCAGAGUUAAAUUUAUCUAGCAGCUUUCAAUUAUCUGAAGAUAGACCCAAAUCAUUAAGGAUAAAGGGCCUUAAGCCAAUCUUAAUAGAUAUCACAAAAAUUCAUGCCCUAAAGUUUAUACAGGUUGCCCAAAGGAAUGUCUCUCAAAACACCCUCAAAGUUUACUGAUUCUUGCCUUAUGGAUAAUCUACUUUAUAUCAGAAGUAGCCAAUUAGAAGAAAAGAGUGUAAUUCAGAGCAGCACCGUGAGAGUGGCAAUAAGGCAAAAGUGAGGGCAAAAAAUGAAAACUAUAAUCACAAGAACUCAAAACAAUAACAGUUUGAGAAGAAAUACUUUUAACCGCUUGCAGCCUUUGGAGGGAAUGUAUUGUAACACAACAGAGUGAUUUUAACCCUGAAUACUAAGGGGACAAGAAAAACCGGAUUGUAAUGCAUUCUGUUUUAAAAGAUAGAAAAGUUCCAGCUCAGAGGGAUGAACUGAGUCCUGGCACCCACCAACCUUCUUCUUUCAAAUUCCACUGAAAUUGACAGUGAAAGAGUAUAAAAUGGGACCGAGCCAAAGCCAUACUGCGAACAGGAGGAGUGACACCAACAACAGACCGCAGUCUCGUGGCUUUCUGAAAGAUGGAGAGAGUCUGUGGCCUGGAGCUGAUGGAUAACAGAGUGGAGAAGGCAGCGGCCAGAACACAGUGACUGGAUGAGGCCGCAGCUGUGGAGGGAUGUAUUCUUCCCUGCAGGGUCCCAGAGCCUGAAAGUCACAGGACUGAGGGGCUAACUAGAGUAAUGAGUUGCAAAUCUGUCUCAUGUGGCCCCCCAUCACCUCUCACUACAUCAGUUAGAACAACUGACAAGUUCAGUGUCUGCCCCAGGCUGAAAUCAAGAAAGUGAUCUUAAAGGAAAUGAGUGAUCAGUGUAGAUGGGGCCAAGCUCCUGGUCUGGGGCAGGGGCAGACCCAGCCCACUUGCCUACUUCUACCUUCACAUCAUAAAACGAAGCCUGGACAUUGACCCAGGCAUCACCAUCAGCCCCCCGGUCAGGGAAAGGCAUCUUGGGGAAAAUAUAUAUACACCAUUAACCUGACAUUAACCAUCCUUA